AUGCCCAAUUACAACGUCCGGCGAGCGUUCGCCGCGGGAGUGUUCGCAUGCUUCGUCACGUUCCUGCUGACCGAUCCGCUCAAGCGCAGCCCGAUCGCGCACCUGCCGUUCGAGCCCGUGCAGCAUGACGCGCCGCCGCGCAUGUGGCCGCCCAUCAUCGAUCUCACCGAGAAGCUCACUUACGCGCAGCGCAGUUCCCCUCUAAACCACAUAUGCGGGCGGCCGCUGGGGCUGCGGUUCCACCCGGUGACGGGGGAGCUGUUUUUCGCGGAUGCGUACUUUGGCGUGUUCAAGGUUGGGCGGCAGGGCGGGCUGGCGCAGCCUGUGGUGACGCGCGUGGACGGCCGCCCGCUGCUGUUCGCCAACGACCUUGAUAUUGCCGCCAGCGACGAGAACGGCACCCUCUAUUUCACCGACACCAAGCAAACGCUUCCACCGCCGGUGAGACACGAGGGGGGUUGGGAGAGAAGAGGGGGGUGGGAUGAGGGUGCUCGGCUACAGAUUAAACAGUAG
This is a messenger RNA of Closterium sp. NIES-65, 513 nucleotides long. NCBI's taxonomy places the organism in Eukaryota, Viridiplantae, Streptophyta, Zygnematophyceae, Desmidiales, Closteriaceae. The record is from the annotation of a GenBank genome assembly.